This is a messenger RNA of Daldinia caldariorum, 1392 nucleotides long. RefSeq names its product MFS general substrate transporter. The record is from RefSeq and is a predicted model, not a curated record. Gene Ontology annotation, cellular component: membrane. Bases 1 to 1392 code for a protein of 463 amino acids. NCBI's taxonomy places the organism in Eukaryota, Fungi, Ascomycota, Sordariomycetes, Xylariales, Hypoxylaceae. Gene Ontology annotation, molecular function: transmembrane transporter activity. The transcript has 6 exons. Gene Ontology annotation, biological process: transmembrane transport.
AUGGCUUCGAAUAAUGAGAUAGCAGAUUUUCGCAAGACUGUCGUUGGACAUCAUGAAUACUGUACUGAUAAAGAACUCCCCAAUGUACCCGAUCGCGCCGACGCCAUGGUAACAACGCCAGAGCCAACUCUAGAAUCAUUCGCCGACCUGGACGAAAAGAAAAUAUUGAGAAAGAUGGACCUCCGCUUAAUUCCAAUGCUUGCGAUUCUCUACUUGUUAUCUUUUUUAGAUAGAGGUAACAUCGGGAACGCGAAGAUCGAGGGCCUCCAAGAAGAUCUGAGGAUGAGUCCCGAUGAGUAUAACUGGUGUUUAACGGUGUUCUUCUUUACAUAUGCCACCUUCGAAGUACCGAGCAAUUUAUUGUUAAAGAAGCUGCGUCCUUCGAGAUGGCUUCCACUUAUCAUGGUUGCGGCUAUGUUUUUCUCAGCGGCAUCAGUAGCUGGAGCAUUUAGUGGGUUGUUAGCUUUUGCUAUCGCGAAGAUGGACGGGGUUGGAAACCUUGAAGGCUGGCGGUGGAUCUUUAUUCUUGAAGGAAUAGCAACAAUCCUCGUCGCUGUUCUUGCAUUCUUUGUACUAUACGACUUUCCCGAGACUGCUUCGUUUCUCACUGAGAAAGAACGGGCGUUUAUUGUAUUUCGCCUGAAGUACCAGGGGCAGCAACAAAGGAAAGAGCACGUGCAGGUUGCGCAAGCAGAGGAGUUCGAGUGGAAAUACGUCCUAGAAGCUUUCAAGGACUGGCAAAUAUGGGUUAACUUAUUCGUUUACUGGGGUGUCGUAUGUCCGCUCUACGGCAUCAGCCUCUUUCUCCCAACAAUUAUUAGGAACCUUGGAUACUCUUCUAGUACUGCUCAGCUUAUGACAGUUCCGAUAUAUGUCACCGCGGCAAUUCUAUCUGUCGUGUUCGCUUUCCUAUCAGAUCGAGUCGGAAAGCGUAGCCCAUUCGUCAUCUCAUUCUUCUUAAUAAUGAUCGUAGGGUUCUCAAUGUGCGUAUCUAGUACCAAUCCUCGAGUAGUCUACGGAGGCGUCUUCAUAGUGGCUUGUGCCAUUUAUCCAGCAUUCCCAGGCGUGGUUACAUGGCUCUCAAAUAACUUAGCAGGUAGCUACAAACGUAGUGCUGGAAUGGCCAUCCAAAUCGGUAUUGGAAAUUUAGGCGGAGCUAUGGCAUCAAACUUUUAUCGACAAGCAGAUUCCCCUCAGUACAUUCUUGGACACGGUUUAGAGUUGGGAUUUAUUGGCGUUGGCGUAAUUGCUGCGGUAAUUCUUGUUGUUGCAUACACUGCUAUUAACAAAAAGCGGGAUAGGAUAAUAAGGGAUGGUGGAGAGGAGCAGUUUACUGCUCAGGAGCUAUCCGCCAAAGGUGAUAAAGCCGUCACAUUCAGAUACAUGAUUUAA